CAUAUCAUACGGCUAUACACAUCCCCUACAACGCGAGACAAGCUGAGAAGAAUUUUCUAAUAUAUUGUUAGAAAUAAGUAGGAAUUACGUGCAUUAUUAUUUUUUUGUGUGUAUAUAUUAAAUGAUCUCUAUGAUUGUCACUAUUUAAUCGAAAUUUAUUUUCGCAUAAGUAUAAUAUGAUAAAACAAGGUGCAAUAUUUAUAUUUAUAUUAUCAAAUUAUUGAACUAUUAUGCUUGAUGCAAUACGUGAAUGUGGAUUGAUGUAAUUCGAAAAUAGAGUCUCAAUCCAAUAUUUUGAGAUAUUACUUUUUAUCACGACCCAAUUAAUGGUGCGACAAAACAGUCGCAUCAGCGACCUUUGUGUAUUAAGAUGAAUCUAGGAUACAGUGUGAGAAUACUUUAUUGGCUAUUCCUAACAAUUUUACUUUUUCACCUACAAGUAGGUGCAAAUUAUUUUAGAACUAAUAACAAAAGAGAUGACCAAUGUUUCUGCAAGUUGAAAGGAUCUAUAGAUGACUGCACAUGUAAUGUAGAUACUGUAGAUUAUUUUAACAAUAUGAGAAUAUAUCCGAGAAUUCAAAGUCUUCUGGGCAGAGAUUAUUUUAGGUUUUACAAAGUAAACUUGAACCAGAAAUGUCCAUUUUGGGCAGAUGAUAGCAAAUGUGCUAUUCGUUAUUGUCAUGUGCUGCCCUGUCAAGAUGACGAUAUUCCAGAAGGUUUAAAGGGAGAGAUUCCAAGAGAUAUUCAUAUUUAUGAAAGUCCAGUAGAUAAAUAUAGAUUAGAUGCACAAAUUAGUGACUGCAGACAUAGCUCUAGAGACCAUAAUAUGGAACUUGGUUUCUUAAACACAACAAUUAGUACAGAAAAUUACAAAGAAUUUGAACGAUGGCAGCAACAUGACGAUGCACAAGACAAUUUUUGUGUAAAAGAAUCUAGUCAAGGAGAAUAUGUGGAUCUGUUACUUAAUCCUGAGAGAUAUACAGGAUAUAAAGGAGUUAGUGCACGCAGAAUAUGGCGAAGUAUUUACAUGGAAAAUUGUUUUAGACCUGAAAACUCACCUCACAUUUUUAUACAAUCUUCUAAGAUAAAUAGAAUGUGUUUAGAGAAACGAGUUUUUUAUCGUGUUAUAUCUGGCUUACAUGCUAGCAUUAAUAUACAUUUAUGUUCAAAAUAUUUGUUGGCCCCUCAAGAUGGUUUGCAUGUCUCAUCUGACAAUCAAUGGGGUCCUAAUUUGGAAGAAUUACAAAGAAGAUUUUCUUCUGAAACAACAGGUGGUGAAGGUCCAAACUGGCUAAAGAAUUUGUAUUUCACUUAUUUACUUGAAUUAAGAGCUUUGGCUAAAGCUGCACCUUAUUUAGAAAGAGAAGAAUACUAUACAGGUAAUGAAAUGGAGGAUGAAGAUACAAGAUUGGCUAUGAAUGAUAUACUGAAUGUCAUUAAAUCAUUCUCAGAACAUUUUAACGAAACUGUUAUGUUUACUGGUGGAACAGAAGCCCAAUUGUUGAAAGAAGAAUUUAGGCAACAUUUCAGAAACAUUUCACGUAUUAUGGAUUGUGUGGGAUGUGAUAAAUGUAAGCUGUGGGGUAAAUUGCAAAUUCAUGGCCUGGGCACUGCAUUAAAGAUAUUAUUCUCAGGAAAGUUUGAUAGAUGGAAACCAACACUUAAUAAUCUUAAUCGAAAGUCAUUUUUCCUAGAAAGAAGUGAGAUUGUUGCUUUGGUGAAUGCUUUUGGAAGGUUAUCAGAAAGUAUUUUUGAGUUGGACAGGUUCCGCAGGAUGAUGAGAUAACAUAUAGUAUCAGCUUAUAAUUAAAACUUUUCAGUACCAUUGAAAAACAUCACAUAAAGACAUCACUUAUUUUCUAUCUUGUUUUAGCUUCCUUUAUUUGUAGAGAAUGGAUUUUGUUAUACUAAUCUUAUUGAAUUUGUAUUAGUAUAAGUGUUUUGGAUGUUAUAUAUUAUAUAUUUACAUAACUAACUAAUUAAUAAUAGAAUCGGUCGGAAUUUUUUAUCGAUUUUAAAGGACAAGGUGAAGAAAAUUUGCUAUUCUAUUGGGAUCAUUUAUUCAAUUAUAUUAAUAUAAGUUUGAAACUGCAUAAACGCCAGUUCACAUAUGUUAGCUCUAAUUAGAUUUGUAAAUAAUUCUUCCAAUGCUAUGUGAAAGCUAUGUAUAUAUAUAUAUAUAUAUAUAUAUAUAUAUAUAUAUAUAUACAUACACAUAUAU
Messenger RNA from Cataglyphis hispanica, 2221 nucleotides. RefSeq names its product ero1-like protein (gene Ero1L). The transcript is spliced from 8 exons. Gene Ontology annotation, molecular function: protein-disulfide reductase activity; thiol oxidase activity; FAD binding. The record is from RefSeq and is a predicted model, not a curated record. Gene Ontology annotation, cellular component: endoplasmic reticulum membrane; endoplasmic reticulum. Gene Ontology annotation, biological process: protein folding in endoplasmic reticulum. Lineage: Eukaryota; Metazoa; Arthropoda; Insecta; Hymenoptera; Formicidae. Bases 371 to 1786 code for a protein of 471 amino acids.